Astyanax mexicanus (Mexican tetra) is the source of this 2947-nucleotide messenger RNA. RefSeq names its product serine active site containing 1 (gene serac1). The record is from RefSeq and is a predicted model, not a curated record. The transcript has 18 exons. Bases 350 to 2410 code for a protein of 686 amino acids. NCBI's taxonomy places the organism in Eukaryota, Metazoa, Chordata, Actinopteri, Characiformes, Acestrorhamphidae.
UCGGAAUACGGGUGGCGUAGAGGCGCCGCUUGUGUGUAGAAGGUGCGCAGCGUGUGAGUGGGAAGGUUUUAAUAAAGUGGAAAUGUGAUUUCUGACCCUAGUUCACACUGUUUACUUCUCUUCACGAGGUAAACAAUAGUGUUAUCGUCUCUGUCGGGUUCAGUAUUAGGACUAAAAGCUGGAGAGAACUGCUAGCUAGGUAGCUAACGCUAACCGGUAACAGUUAAGAUAGGUUAGCUAUGCUUAGCUUAGCUGGCGCUAGUUAACAGUGAAGCAGGGGGGCUUCUGUCUCUCUUCUGUCAUUAAACAGUGAAGUUACAGCUAGUGUUAAUAUUACUGUAGUACACGGAUGACUGUCAGUGUGUUCAGACACCCUGCAGCACCACACCUGCAACAUAGAUCUACACGAGCUCAUCUGACAACCUUGACAGAGAAUAUGUCUGUGGCUGCUUUGCGCUUGAUCCCUUGCCGGAGGCUGAGCACUGCUGGUCCAGGCGUGAAGAAAGUAAUUCAAUGGAAAGAUAUUCGGAAAAUAGCUAAAGUAACUGGUGCCAUUAUAAUGGGCGGCUGUGUUUUUAUUACUUAUGAGGUCAUCACCCUGAACCAGGCAGUCACCAUUGACACUCGGGCUAUUCUUAAGGAGAAGCAGAAGUCCUAUAUCUACCUGACCCCAGGCAUUAGGAAAGAACAGGAUUCACUCAGUUCCAGUCUUACUUACAAAGCCAGAAAGGAGCUCCAUAAAGCAGCAAGAAAAUUUAUUGAAAUCUCAUCUCGUGUUCUUCAUCAUCCACUAGACGAUCGUUUAAGCCAUUUGGAUGCAGACCCUCAUGAAUGUGCCCUGUGGCUGCUGCUAAAGAAGACCCGAUCUAACAUUUGGGCGGAGCGACUGCAAGCAGUACAGGACCUGGCACACAAUCAUCACUGGCAGGAUUACCAGUACCGGACAGCAGCACAGGCUAUAGACCAGCGCACAGCUAUAGGUCUGGCCCGUAUGCCUCAGGUGGACCUUCGUUUUUUUCUUCCUCCUCCUGCACUGCCUGAGGUGGAGGAUGAGUUUCUAAUAGAGGAUGGACUGAGGCAGCUGCUCGCUUCUCUGCCCCAGUCAGAAGUGGAUCAGUGUGUGCAGUACUUCACUUCCCUCGCACUAAGAGAAAGCAGCCAAUCACUAGCAUCUCAAAGGGGUGGGCUGUGGUGUUUUGGGGGGAAUGGAUUGCCCUAUGCUCAGAGCCUCACUACCAUUCCCUCUGAGAAGGUGGAGUCUUUUUGUCUGCAGGCCCUGGUGCAGCACUCAAAGGUCCUGAGUCAUUGUGAUCACAUAGUGGCCAAUGGAGGGCUGCAGCUUUUACAGAGAGUCUAUCAGCUUCGACAGGAUUCUCAGAAAAUUCAGCGGAACAUUGUGCGCAUCAUUGGGAACCUUGCACUGAAGGAGAACUUGCACACAGCCAUAGUGCAGUCAGGUUGGGUGUCUGUCCUGGCUGAGAUGGUUCAGUCUCCUCACAUCAUGCAGGCAUCCCACGCUGCCCGUGCUUUAGCCAACCUGGACAGAGACACAGAGGUGCAGAAAUACCAAGAUGGAGUCUAUGUUUUACAUCCACACUGCCGUACCAACCAGCCCAUUAAAGCGGAUAUUCUUUUUGUCCAUGGCCUUUUGGGAGCUGCUUUUAAGACAUGGAGACAGAAAGACUGUGAUUUGACAGAGGAUGAGAAAUCUGUGGGAGUACGAGAAGACUACACAGAAUGCUGGCCUAAGUCAUGGUUGGCAGCAGACUGUCCCAAUCUCAGAAUUUUGUCUGUAGAGUAUGAUACUCAUCUCAGUGACUGGAGAGCCAAGUGCCCUGUUGAAAACCAGAGAAAGUCCUUGGUGUAUCGGAGUGGAGAGCUGCUGAAAAAGCUGAAGGCUGCAGGAGUUGGGGAAAGGCCUGUAAUCUGGGUGGCACACAGUAUGGGAGGUUUGCUGGUGAAAAAGAUGCUCUUAGAUGCCUCCAAGGAUCCUGAGCUGAGUCCUUUGGUCAAGAACACAAAAGGUGUUUUGUUCUACAGUGUGCCUCACUUUGGCACAUUCAUGGCAGAGUAUUCAGUAAAUGUGAGAUAUCUGCUUUUCCCCUCCAUAGAAGUGAAAGAACUCUGUCGAGACUCCCCAGCCUUGCGAGAUCUGAAUGAGAAUUUCAUCAACAUUGCCAAAGACCAGGAAUUCAAGGUCCUGAGCUUUGCAGAAACUCAACCCACAUCAGUUGGCCCAAUGAUAAAAAUGACAGUGGUUCCUGCCCAGUCAGCAGAUCUGGGUAUUGGAGAUCUGAUUAAAGUGGAUGUAGAUCACCUCAACAUCUGUAAACCUGAGAAGAAGGACACAUUUCUCUAUAAGCGCAGCUUACAGUUUAUUAGAGAUUCUCUUGGACAGAUACUCCACUGAAUUCUUCCUUCAUUGUUUAGAACCUCAAGAUGCGAGUGGAACGUACACAGAAUCAAAUUCAAGAACACCCCAGGACAGGGUGUAACUCCAGAGGGUACCACUUGCACCCGUUAACUCACAGCAUAACACUUGCAAGGCAGUUAGCAUAGCUGGUUCAACAAGUUUGUAUUUUUAAUGGGAGUACCACGAGGAAUCCAACAAGGACACUGAGAAAACUGGACAACCUGGAUCUGUGCAGUGCCACCGUAAUUUUUAUUAAUUAAUUUUACGAAGACUGCAUCUUCUAACCGUUAACAGUUUAUUUAUUUGUAUUUAUUUUUUAAAUACCCCACAGAAAUGCUGACUAUUAACAAUGCCUUUUUUGGAACUCACUAGCUAUUUCUGGGAACCCUACCUCAAAUGUACAGCCUCAAAAUUAUUUUGAUUUUACAAAUCCAGUAUUUUGAUCUGUACCUUUCCUUACCUUUGAUAUAAAAAAAAAUCCCACAAAGCUUUAUCAACAUGUCAUCUCAACAAAUAAAGUGUCAGUCUCUUGGA